This is a messenger RNA of Phytophthora nicotianae INRA-310, 1056 nucleotides long. RefSeq lists its product as hypothetical. The transcript has 3 exons. Bases 1 to 1056 code for a protein of 351 amino acids. The record is from RefSeq and is a predicted model, not a curated record. Lineage: Eukaryota; Oomycota; Peronosporomycetes; Peronosporales; Peronosporaceae.
AUGAAGCUCUUCCUUCCUACCCUCGUUGCCUCCGUGGUGCUCAUGCUCAAUGGCGGUGCUGACGCUCUUAACGUCAAGAUGCCCGGCGUCAACUACAAUUCGCGUAAGGGUCCGGAUUGGGCACCUGACAGUUCCAAGUGCAAGACCGCGUCUGAAGCCGAACUGGUUCUCCCGGCUGCCAAGAACGCCGGACUGAAGGUGCAUUUGGGUAUUUGGACAACCAAGAGCCACGACUACCUGCUUCAGGAGAAGGCAAAGCUCGCUGGUCUCAUUGACAAGGGACUUUACGAUAACAAUGUUAUCGGUCUCCACGUUGGUAGCGAGACCAUCUACCGUGAGGAGAUUACGGCUGACACUGCUAUCAGCUACUUGAAGGAAAUCCGUGGCUACAUCCGCAGCCGUGGCAAGAACACCCCCGUCACGAUCGCCGAUGUCAUCGACAUCUACUACGCCAACCAGCAGCUCAUUGAUGCCGUUGACUACAUUUCGGUGAACCAGUUCUCCUUCUGGGAACGCUCGGAUGUGAACGAAGGUGCUGCUGUGACUCUGGACCGUCUUAAGAGUCUUCGUGUUGCCGCGGCCAAGAAGAACAAGAAGAUCGUCAUCUCUGAAGUCGGUUGGAGCUCGGGUGGCUCAGACCCUGCCGCUGCAGUGGCGACCCCCGCGAACCAGGCCAAGUUCUUCUCGGACUUCUUCCAGAUGGCUCGUUCGCACAACUUCGACUACUACUGCAAAUCCACCGACUGGCUGGUGCAGGAGCAGCAGGUGUGGUUCUUUGACUCUGCAACGCAACAGGUGCGCUCGAAGAGCAGCGACCGCUGUCUGGAUGCCUACCAGGGUUGGAACGGUGGCAUCGUACACGUGUACCGCUGCAUGGACCAUGAAGUGAACCAGAAGUGGACGCUCGAGAGCUCCACCGGCAAGCUCAAGCAUGUCAAGCACCAGGGCUUCUGCCUCGACACGGACCCUGCUCAGGGCAACAAGCUUCAGCUGUACGGAUGCUCGCCCAACAACCCGAACCAGCAGUGGAGCGUGAUCAACCCCGCCAACAUUUGA